AUGGGCUCUUCUCAGAUGGUUCUUGCCAAGGUCCCAUACUCAAGGGCUAGGCAUUGCCUGGAGUUGAUUAGAAGACAGAGCACAAGUCCUCCAUUAUCCAAUAAGAAGGAGGGACUUCCAAAGAAGCUGUCUCAACUACGAAGUGAGUCUUUGAUAAGAAAUAUGUUGAGAGUGACAAAACCAGAUAUGGUUUGGAGGUCCAAAAUGUUCCCCAAGGACACCCUAAGCGCACAGUCCUCAUUAAACACUAUACAGAACGCUCUUGUUUCUCAUUUCGGGAAAGUUGCAAACAGUUUCAAGGUUUCCGCUUGUUUGCACACCCAUAUUUCAGUUGGAGAUGUGAUAGCCUUAACUCCCAAUGUGGGUACCAGAUUGGCAGUAGUUGUACAGAUUCCUAACUCUCCGUCCGACCCACGUUACACUUUGAUUACUGACCAAGGGGAAAUUUUGUUUCUUUCUUCGUUGUCUUCAAAGUUACGAUUUCCACAAGUUUUUCCAACAAAAUGGCUUCGUAAUCUGGUGAUUCCCGAAGAAAUAUCUGACCUACCACCAGUUGGAAACCCGAAAGCGGCUUUAGAGGAACCAGUGGAUAGUUCUUUACUCACUGCUAGCUCAAGCAAAGUAAACACUUUUAUUUCUGCCAAAUCACCCACAAAGAUCAUUACCAAAUAUCUAGUGAACUUUAUGGCAGAUGCGUGGAAAAAGUUGCCUGAACUAAAUAUGAAGUUAGAGUUUCUACACAAUCUGUUACAAUCAUCCGAGGGACCAUAUCAGAUAGGUGUUUUUGAGCUUCUUGAUGCCUGCAAUCGUCUUGAUUUGAACAAAGUGGCCACGAUGUUAACAUCUGGUGAGAGUCCAGUCAACGUGUACCAGAAAAUAGCCAUUGAAGUCUUUGGCGAGGACUACACAUUUAAUUAUCUUCCCUUUCAAAACUUUCCUUUAGGAAAGAAUGUACAGGGAUCUUUUGAAUCUUCGAAGAAUAUCAACAUCUCUGCAUUUCUUUCUUUGGUACUAUGUCUCAGAAAGAAUUCCAAACUUUACAAGCAUUCUAUUACCAGCGUUGGACUACCAUUAGAAGUUACGAUUAUCCCACUUCCGAAAGUGGUGGAACAAGAUCGCAUUCUCUUGAAAAUGAAAGAGGAUAAGACUCUUUUGCCAGAACUAGUACGGUAUAUUGACUCGAAGGUAAGAGGCGACACUGACUUAGUACAACCGGAUCUAUAUCCUCAAGUCAUCAACCUGUUGAAAGAUUAUUCUGGGAACGAUUAUUCCAAUCUUCCUCUUCUUGAAUCACUGAUUGUCAGAAUCUUAAGAAACACUCACAAGUUUAAAAAUGAUUUUAUCACUAGAAGCACAGUAUAUGAAUUAUUGACUCUUUUAAAAGAAAUAGAGCUCAAUACGGAUCCAACUGAAUGGUCCAAUGAACUAGCAAAGCCGCAUACCAAUGUUUCUGAAACUAGCACCCAAGAGCAAAACUAUUACGAUAAUCUGGAGUUUAAAGAUACCACUGACCCGCUUGGCAAGAUCAGAAAGACUUUCAAUGACACUAUAUACACUAUUGAUGGGGUUGAUGCUUUGGAAAUCGACGAUGGAGUAUCAAUAACUGAGAAUGGUGAUAACUGGACAAUUAGGACUCACAUAGCUGAUCCUGGUUCAAGACUAGAUCUGGAUUCAACACUAUCCAAAAUAGGCUUCAGAAGAGCAUAUACCCAUUAUUUCCCAGACACAAACGACAGACACAUUCCUAUGUUACCCAGAUCUUUUGUAAAAAAUGUCGAAUUAACCAAGAAAGGUCAGCCAGUGAGAACAAUGUGCUUUGAACUAUCUUAUAACACAAAGAAAAACAAAAUAGAAUCUGAAAAGACUCAGAUUUAUGCCGCAUUAGAGACAAACUUUGUAAAAUUAACAUAUGACGAAGUCGAUGAAAUAUUGAAGGGGAAUGAUUCAUUUUUGGAGGAGCUCUCAAAAAAGCAUGACAUUAGCAAGGAGAAACUGAGUACAGAUAUUCACAGGAUGUUCACUGUGAGUACUAAUCUGAAAAAUCAUAGAUUCAAAAAAGGAGCUUUGAAUUUCUCUCCUAUUUCAAAAAGACUUGUCAAAGUUGAGAAAGUUGGGGAAGAACUCAGUCUCAUUUUUGACAAUCAAUCAUUUUCCAAAUCCCAAAUUCUGGUGUCCGAGCUAAUGAUUGCUACAAACGCUAGCGUAGGUGAGUUUUGUGCACGAAGAAAGAUCCCCAGUAUCUAUCGAAUUAUUCAGUCCAAGCAACGUGCACCCGAAGUCAUUGAGAUGUUCAGGCAGUCGCAGACCUGUGUAAAUGUGCCUUUGACACAACGAAUCAUGAUGAUGAAUUUUAUGGGAUUAUCAUCCUUUUCAUCUACACCACGACCCCACGAAUCUCUGGGGAUCUCCAGAUACUGCACAGUCACUUCUCCGCUGAGAAGAUUCACCGAUUUAGCAAUACAUUGGCAGUUGCAGUCUUUCUUACUGAACGACAAGGAACUCCUGUUUACGCCUGCCAAUUUGGAUUACAUCAUUUUGCAUCUCAAGUUCAAGGAGCACCAGAUACGAUCUACGAUGGACAGGUCUAAGGCUUUUUUCACCUUCCGUCACCUGAGUCAGUUCAAAGGGGACCAGCAGAAGUUUUUCAAAUGUGUAUUUCUUUCCAAUGUCUCCAGCGCAGGUACCGUAGAGGUGUCGCUUCUCGACUAUGGAGUCCGAUGUACUCUCAAAAGAUCCGACGAAAAGAGUCACCCUGGAGCCCGUAUGAUUGGCACUCUCAAGAUAGGAGAUAUUAUUGAAGACGCAUACGUUGAGGACAUUGACCUGCUGGAGGGAAACCUACUCUUACGAUCCCCAUCCUGUAUAUAG
This is a messenger RNA of Komagataella phaffii GS115, 2868 nucleotides long. Its product is annotated as Exoribonuclease II, mitochondrial. Gene Ontology annotation, cellular component: exosome (RNase complex); P-body. Gene Ontology annotation, molecular function: 3'-5'-RNA exonuclease activity; RNA binding. The record is from RefSeq and is a predicted model, not a curated record. Gene Ontology annotation, biological process: mRNA catabolic process. The coding region runs from base 1 to 2868 and encodes 955 amino acids. Lineage: Eukaryota; Fungi; Ascomycota; Pichiomycetes; Pichiales; Pichiaceae. The transcript has a single exon.